UGUCCUUCAUCUAUAUGAUACUCCAUAUUGCUGAGAAAUUCCAGUGUACCAGCAAUUGCAGGUGUGAUUUGAAACAGAAGCAGCUUGCUUCCAAAGAAAGCAAACCAUACAAGAAGUCUUUCCAGGUUCAGAUAAACCCAGUUCCUGCUGAGCUUCAAUCAGAACAUACACAGAAGAGCAUUCCACAAAACAGGCUGAAGCAGCUAGGGCUGAGGCUUAAUUCAGGAGAGAAAGAUGAUACACAUAUCAUAGAACUCCAUAGGGCAUUUAAGAAAGCUGAACUGUUGGAUGCUAGCUUGGGAAGCAAGGAAAAGUUCUGGCAAAAACCAACCAUAAUGGGUGCUGAGAGAGCGUGGACCAUCCCUGCAACCAAAAGACUGAGAGACCAGAACCAUGCCACCAAACAGAUUUUUGCAAGAGAUCAGGUAGUGGUAACCCUUAUUGGCAUUACAAAGUCAAUUGCUGACACAAAGACUAGAACCUCCCUGAUCAAGGGAACAGCAUUGGGAACAGGGAUCAUAGCAGAUGAUCAUCCCCUUAGUAUUCAAGACCAGUGGAGAAACCAAUCUCAACAUGCUGCAGCAGUGACCAAAUUACAGGUUCAUGAUGUCCUAAAAGGGAAAAGACUAGCUGAGAUGGCAGCAGUAAAUCCAGGAAGCAAGUCAUCUCAAGCAAUUGAAGUGAGUUUUCCAAAGCGUGGAAGAACAUCUACAGGAAGCUUCUCCAACUCCUCUCAUGCUCAUGCAACAUGCAAGGCCAGGACUUAUAUUGUUUUCCUAAAAAUGCACAAGAGUGCCAGCAGUACUGUCAUGAACAUCUUGUUUCGUUUUGGGGAGAUGCACAGUCUCACCUUUGCCUUGCCAAUCAAUGGUGCCAGUCAGUUGAACUACCCCCAUUAUUUCACAGCAUCAGCUGUGGAAGGAUUUUCUACAGACAAAGAUUCCCAAUUUAACAUUAUGUGUCAUCACAUGAGGUUCUUUCAGCCAGAGAUUGCCAAAGUCAUGCCAAGUAGUACAUUGUAUUUUACCAUCCUUCGGAAUCCUGUUCACCUCAUGGAAUCUUCAUUUGCUUAUUACAAAGGAAUGUCCCCCUUUGCCAAAGCCGGAAGUUUGGAAGAAUUUCUCAACCAGACAUCCCUAUUUUACAACGCCACAGCCAAUGACAGCCAUUAUGCCAAGAAUCUAAUGGCGUUUGAUUUUGGAUAUAAUCACAAUGGAAAUUUCUCAAUAGAGCAUAUUCAACUCAUAAUAAGAGCCAUUGAAGCAGAAUUUAAUCUAGUCCUCAUCUCAGAGUAUUUUGAUGAAUCCAUGGUGUUAUUGAAGAAAAUCUUGUGCUGGGACUUAGAUGAUGUUGCCUCAUUCCCUCUCAACAGAAGAGACAGUAUUACCAAGACGCAACUUUCAGAAGAUACUAUAGAGAAAUUAAAGAGAUGGAAUAAGCUAGACUGGGAACUCUAUAUGCAUUUCAACAAGACUUUUUGGAAAAAGAUAUAUUUAUAUAUCGGCAAGGAGCAUCUCAAGCAGGAAGUGAAGGUAUUGCAGCAAAAGCAGGAGCAGCUGGCAAAAAUCUGCCUUCAAGAAGGUGACAGUGUAUCCCCAAAGAAGAUUAGAGACCAGGCAUUAGUCCCACUGCAGUAUGGCAGCGCAAAAAUCCUUGGCUACAACCUGAGGCCUGAACUGGAUAAGGCAACAAGGCAGAUGUGCCGGCGCAUGGUGACACCUGAACUUCAGUAUAGUCAUUUCCUGUACAGGAAGCAGUUCCUCAAGAAAGCUUUGAAGUUCAGUAACCCUGCUUACUUAUUCAGACUACACAACUAUAGAACAAAUCAGUGAGAGACACUUUAGUUAGG
Messenger RNA from Python bivittatus (Burmese python), 1849 nucleotides. RefSeq names its product galactose-3-O-sulfotransferase 2-like. The record is from RefSeq and is a predicted model, not a curated record. Lineage: Eukaryota; Metazoa; Chordata; Lepidosauria; Squamata; Pythonidae. Gene Ontology annotation, cellular component: membrane. Gene Ontology annotation, molecular function: galactosylceramide sulfotransferase activity. Gene Ontology annotation, biological process: glycolipid biosynthetic process.